Messenger RNA from Dicrocoelium dendriticum, 2956 nucleotides. The record is from the annotation of a GenBank genome assembly. Lineage: Eukaryota; Metazoa; Platyhelminthes; Trematoda; Plagiorchiida; Dicrocoeliidae.
AAAUAAUUGUGAGUAGACCAGUGUUCAGGCAUGAGGAUGGAGUUUUCUCAGACUUCAAUGGAAGAAGCAGCAAAGGUGAUUGUGUCCCGUUGUGUCCUCAUUUCUAUCACGUUUAGACUCAGAAGUUGGGCAGUCCUUUGAGAGGAAAGCGUCUUUCACGCAUACAUAAGAUCGAAUCUGCUAGCAUAAAGAAGCACACGUCGUCGUUUGAGACAACCACAAACCCAGAAAAUGAGAGUCAAGCGACUUUUCACUUGUUCACUAAAGACGCGUUACCCCGCGGUUGCGUACCUAUAUUUCUGUCAAGUCCGACGCAAAAGUUGUUUAACAUAGUUUGUGACGAGAAUGUCACGCGAUCCAACCCAACUACCCUUGUUCCCAAAGCGGAUAUUCUAAAAGAUCUACAUAUGCGGGCAGCCGUGUCCGACUUUAGUGUCCAAAGAUCUGCCAUUACCAAUUAUUCGGGAGAGGAUAUUUUACUAGUGUAUGAUGCAGACUACAAAUUCGGGGAAAAUUUUGUCCUGGUAUUAUCGGAGGAGGCAAAGCACGGUAUUCUGAGCCAUGUGGAAGAUGACUCCGAGCAACCAAUCGAUGAGAUGAACGACGACGUCGUCGACGAUGAGGAGGACGCCGAAGCCAGCGACUCUGCUGCCGAGCACCAACCACUGGUUCAGCGACCAUGGAUCGAUCUGGGUUCAGAAAAAGAAAUACAGGAAUCCUCGGUGAUUGAGUCCCGUUCGAAGGUGCAUACAAUUUACCAACGCCCUAGGCGCGAGUUUGGCGCUCCUACAACAUACGGUGAUUAUAAUGCCACAGACAAGUCGGCCAGUGGAAGUGUGACCUCGAUCCAAGAGAAGCCAGCGGAAAUACCUAUAAUGGAGCUAGACAAAGCUGUGUGCAAUGCGCAAAUGACAUGCGAAAGAGGGACCAACACAGAUUGGAAGUAUCCGCGGAAUGCGUUCACUCAAUAUGUCCCCAGAAUGUUCACCAUUGACGAGCUACAGACGUAUUAUUUUUCAAAUGCUCCAUUACAGGAUAUUGGCAAGUAUUUUCCGUUGUUUGAACAGGGAUUACUAGAAAAUAUGAUGUACAACUUUUUGGUAGAUGACUUUGAAAACUUAGCAGUAGGUGACGAAACUUAUGAUACAAAAGCAGAUAAUACCUUUAAGGAAUUUCUCUCCUUCACCGAUCUCAAAUUUAGCAAAGACAAAGCAGUGACUGAUAUUCAGUGGCAUCCAGUCAUCAAGGGGAUUGUCGCCAUGUCUGUGGGGGAGAGACAUGGCUACGAUCAACGAGUGGAUCAGGCUUCCAGGAUUCUACUCACAUCGACAAACAUAAUUCUGUGGAGUUUCGCCGAUCCCAUACAACCUCAAUUGUUGCUCGAAGCUCCGGAAGACAUCAUGUGCUUCCAAUUUAAUCCCACAGACCCGCAUAUCGUGGCAGGCGGAUGUUUCAACGGCACUGUGGUACUGUGGGAUAUUGAGAGUCACAUGGAAGACCUUCGAUCAGUAAAGGCCAAGAUGAAAGCGAAAAACAAACCCGUUCUAUUCUCCUUUGAUGAUACCGAUCCGAACCGAGUUCCCGUUAGCCCCUACUGUGCUGUGAGCAACAUAGAGGCGUCACAUACGUCCGCUAUUCUCGACUUAAAAUGGAUGCCGGAUCAUUUGGAGAUCAACCGUUUGGGAUACUGUUUUGAGAAUCCGGCCUUAAAGUGUGUUCAGCUGAUAACCAGUGGGCUGAACAGUGAGAUACUGUUCUGGGAUAUCCGUCCGGACAAAUCACCCCUGGCUGUGGAUAAGUCCCGCGAUCAAAUUACGUGCCCCCGCAAUGUGCCAACGACAUUUCUCCCACUAGAUUUGAAGUGGAAACCGCUAUUGCGAGUGCAUUUGUUUAGGAGUGAGGCUGGGGGCGAUCACAAUCCGACGAAAUUUUGCAUCAAAGAAGUUCAAGGUGACCGCCGAAUCUUGUUGGCCAACGCCGAGGAACGCAACAACCCGGCCGCUCGAGCCAACGCCAUCAAGAAUAAGCCGUUGCAAGGCGCAAGCACAAUGUUGUAUGUGGGCACGGAAGAUGGGGAUUUGGUCUAUGUAGACUGGAUGCCACAAAAGGAUCAGGAUACCGGUAAGGUGCAGACCCCAAAACCAGAGUUCUAUGCCACACAACACGAUGGACCGAUUUCGUAUAUUGCUCGGUCGCCAUUUGAACCCUCGGUUCUUCUCGUGGUGGGUGGCUGGACGUGGUCCCUAUGGAAGGAAGGCGUGAACAGUGGUCCCCUAUUGGAAUCUGGACAUUCGCAAAAGCCACUUACAGGUGGUACUUGGUCCUCCACAAGACCCUCUGUGUUCUUCGUGACUAGAGCUGACGGAAGUCUGGAAGUGUGGGACUUGUUGGACAAGACACAUGAACCCGCCAUGGUUCAGUCGGUUUCAGCCAACGCGCUCACAGCGAUCUCCCUGUGUAACUUCUCGAAGAGACAGAUCGUUGCGAUUGGGGACACACAAGGAGCCUUGCAAUUAUUUGUGGUACCCAGGCGUUUGAAAGCGAUGUUGCCCCAGGAACUGGCCAACUUCAACCUCUACAUAGACCGUGAAAUGAAAAGGCGAGAGUUUGUUCUCAUGCGUUGGGCCCUGAGAGAGCAAGAGAAGAUAGAACGAGAAGCAGAACAAAAGCGUCGGGCAGGUAUAGCCCCCGCUGUCGUUCUCACGCCAGAAGAGCUAAAACAGAAAGAGACGGUGGAAUAUGAAGAGUAUUUGAGGAAUGAACAGGCCUUCAUGAGACAGCUCGGGUUGGUUGAGAACGGGUUCUGAAGAUUAGCACGCAAUUUCAACGCACCGGAGGACGGGAUCGAUUUUGUCCUGUUGUAUAGGUGAUCGCAUGAAGUCACCUCCGAUGACCGACUCCCGGUAGACGGGUGUACCCGAAGUAAUUUGUUAAAAAUAUACAUAUAACUAUUCCA